Molecule: messenger RNA, 357 nt
Organism: Ambispora gerdemannii
Lineage: Eukaryota; Fungi; Glomeromycota; Glomeromycetes; Archaeosporales; Ambisporaceae
Source: the annotation of a GenBank genome assembly
AUGCCUUCCGAUAUCCGAAUAUUUUUAUACAUCGAAGGCUUAGGUUGGAAAACUACGUUAGAAGACACAAUAUUAACUGUUCCAACCGAGGAUUUUAAAAAAAUGCAGUGGAUUCAUGUUGCUCGUAAUUAUCAAUUAAGAAUCCAACGUAAAAACAGCGACGCUUUGAAAUUUGAUGGGUUUCUCAAAGAUGUGAGUGGUUUAGCUUCUGUGGAAUUGCGAAACUUGAUUGAUUUUGACACAUUAGGAGAAUUAAUAAAAUCAAAUUAUCAAUUGAAUCUUGAAAUCAAAGAACUCGGUGUUAAAGGUUGGAACUGGGACAAAACUUAUUUUCAAGAAUAUGGAUUAUUCCAAUAG